AGAUAAAUAAAAAUUAAAAAUUCACGUGGUUGCUAAACUUGAUUUAUAUCGCUAAAUUUAACAUAUAUUUUGUUUGAAAAAAAUGUCAUACCAACACGAGAGGUGGGUCAUCCAAAAUUCGUGAGCAUGCCAUUGAAAGUAUACCUACUACCUAUCCAACAUAUACUUAGGUAAAGUCGUGUCGGAUUGCCUAUAUAUAUAUAGGUUGGCAGGAGCAGGCCAACUUGAAAGUUAGGUAGUCGAUUUUCACUUGAGGUGACUUACCUGCAAGACACUCCAACACGGUUUUCAAUUUAGCACUUACGGAAAAGCACUGGACCUGCGACUGCACACGCCACACAGGCGGAUUGCUCAUAUUAGUUUCGUCUUAGACUCUUUAACCUGUGAUGGUGUAAUGAGUGAUGACUGACUUACUAGACACUCAAACACAGAUUUCUAGUUUAUGUCAAUUUACAUACAAAAAUGCAGUGGACAUACGACGGGGGACCGUAUCAUUCAAUUGCCGAAUUUCAUGGGCAGUGUGAGAUUUCCAGACACUCAAACUCGACUUCCAAACAUUCCCGCCUUCGAAACGAGACCGCCAAUGAGCCAAGUCUUAUCACAAGACACAAAUCCACCUCCAAAAUCACCAUUAAGUUCUCUAACUUUUUGACAAUUUUACCGACCUACAGUUUUAUAAUGAUGAUGAAGCAAGGAAGUAUACCCAAAAUUCUCGGAUGAUAAACAUUCAAUUAGAAAUGGCUGAAAGGUGUAUGGAAUUGUUGAUGUUGCCAGAAGAUGAAACCUGUUUGCUAUUAGAUUUAGGAUGUGGUUCUGGUCUAAGUGGCAGUAUUGCUGAAGAUUCGGGUCAUAUUUGGUUUGGCAUGGACAUUUCAGGCUCCAUGUUAAAAGUAGCAAAAGAAAGAGAAGUUGAAGGUGACUUAUUGUUGGCAGACAUUGGGGAUGGUGUUCCAUUUCAACCUGGUACAUUUGACGGUGCAUACAGUGUAAGCACAUUACAAUGGUUAUGUAAUGCAGAUAAAUCAUCACAUAAACCUGCAAAAAGGUUGUAUACCUUGUUUUCAACAUUAUUAGCUUGCUUGAACCGUAAUGCGAGAGCAGUAUUUCAAUUUUAUCCAGAAAAUGUACAUCAAACAGAUUUGGUUGUUUCACAAGCGAGAAAAGCUGGAUUUUUCGGAGGAUUGUUGGUUGAUUUUCCUGAUAGUUCUAAAGCUAAAAAAUACUUUCUCGUUUUGAUGACUGGUGGUGCUAUGCCCAUGCCUCCUGCACUUGGUACAGAAAAUUCACAAAUUAAUUAUACAUCAAAAAGAGAAAAAAUGACGAAAGGGCGUGCUUCAAAAUUAGUAAAAAAAAGUAGAGAAUGGAUUUUAGAAAAAAAAGAAAGGAGAAGACGUCAAGGAAGAACUACUAGAGAAGAUACCAAGUACACAGGUCGAUCAAGGAGUGGACGGUUUUGAUUUUAUUUGUAAACUAAUUUAUAUUUUGUCAAUUUCAAUAAACUGUUAUUUAUUUAAGGAUAAAC
Acyrthosiphon pisum (pea aphid) is the source of this 1522-nucleotide messenger RNA. RefSeq names its product CG10903-like. Gene Ontology annotation, molecular function: rRNA (guanine) methyltransferase activity. Gene Ontology annotation, cellular component: nucleolus. Gene Ontology annotation, biological process: rRNA (guanine-N7)-methylation. The transcript has 6 exons. The coding region runs from base 717 to 1457 and encodes 246 amino acids. The record is from RefSeq and is a predicted model, not a curated record. Lineage: Eukaryota; Metazoa; Arthropoda; Insecta; Hemiptera; Aphididae.